AGAGGAAGAAAAGAGAGGAAGAAAAGAGAGGAAGAUGGAGGUGAAGAUGGAGAUGGAGGAGGUUUGGGUGUCCGGUCCGGGGCUGAGGCUCCGCGUUGGCGUUGCGGGGCUCCCUGCGGGCUCCUGCGUCGCGGAUCUGCGGGACCUUGUGACGCGCCAGCAGGGUCUUCCUCCUCUGGACUUCUACGUGGGCAGGAAUGGGCGGAGGGCGGAGCUGCAGGAGGCGGUCCAGGCCGGGGCCUCGUACCAGCUGCUGCCCCGCCUCUGUGGGGGGAAGGGAGGCUUUGGCUCCAUGCUGCGGGCUCUGGGCGCUCAGAUCGAGAAGACGACGAACCGCGAGGCGUGCCGGGACCUGAGCGGCCGCCGCCUGAGAGACGUCAACCACGAGAAAGAGAUGGCGGAGUGGCUGAAGAAGCAGUCUGAGCGUGAGGCAGAGAAGGAGCAGCGGCGAGCUGAGCGUCUGCAGAGGAAGCUGUCUGAGCCGCGCCAUCAGUUCAGCGACGCCGACUACCAGCAGCAGUGCCACGACCUCGCCGAGCGCCUCGAGGACUCCGUGCUCAAAGGCAUGCAGGCGGCCUCCAGCGGCCUGGUGCACGUGGAGGAGCGAGCAGCCAAGAGAACAAAGCCGGAGCAGAGUCAGCACGCCGCCAAGAGGAAGUGCUUCUGGACGGGAGGAGACCUGGACCAGCUGGACACCUCAGAGGACGACGAGGACCAGGACCAGGACCAGGACGAGGCUCCAUCCACGUCCUCCUCUGGCCUCAGCCGAGACUCACACAGACAGGAACCAGAACCAGAACCAGAUCCUGGAGCAGAUCCUGGAGCUGAAGCAGAACCUGGAGCAGAUCCUGGAGCAGCAGGAAGAGCAGGCGAGGCGGGGCGGAGCGUCUCCAUGGCGACGCCCAGCAGCAGCUCCUGCGCUGCAGAGCUUCCAGAAGCUUCCAGCUGUCACACACAGCAGCCGAAGGAAGCCGAGCAGGAGGAGGUCAGAGCCGAGGAGGAGGCGGUCAGAGGCGAGCAGGAGGAGGUCAGGGCCCAGCAGGAGGUGGUGGUCCCGGUGCAGCUGGAGGAGGUCAGGGCCCAGCAGGAGGUGGUGGUCCCGGUGCAGCUGGAGGAGGUCAGGGCCCAGCAGGAGGUGGUGGUCCCGGUGCAGCUGGAGGAGGCCUCCUGUGCUCAGCAGCUGGAGGCUCUGGGUCUGGACGUCCUGAAGGAGGAACUGUCCCGCCGGGGGCUGAAGUGCGGAGGAACGCUGGCCGAGCGCGCCGCCCGCCUCUUCUCCGUCCGCGGGCUGACGGCCGAGCAGAUCGAGCCGGCGCUGCUCGCCAAGCCGGCCAAAGGCAAGAGGAAGUGAGGUCAAAGGUCACGGCUCAGGCUGCGGGGCGUGUGGACGUGCAGCUGACACUUUUUGUUUGUUUGUUUGAGUCUAAUCAGACAGUCUGUCCACCUGCAGGGGGCGCUGCAGCAGCACAGAGCCUCUCUGCUGUAAAACUCACAUCAUUUUACAGCCAUGGAUUAUAAUUUCAGU
This is a messenger RNA of Myripristis murdjan (pinecone soldierfish), 1525 nucleotides long. RefSeq names its product SDE2 telomere maintenance homolog (S. pombe) (gene sde2). Bases 35 to 1351 code for a protein of 438 amino acids. The record is from RefSeq and is a predicted model, not a curated record. Gene Ontology annotation, cellular component: nucleus. The transcript is spliced from 8 exons. Lineage: Eukaryota; Metazoa; Chordata; Actinopteri; Holocentriformes; Holocentridae.